Trichomonas vaginalis G3 is the source of this 1068-nucleotide messenger RNA. Its product is annotated as ribonuclease inhibitor domain-containing protein. The record is from RefSeq and is a predicted model, not a curated record. The coding region runs from base 1 to 1068 and encodes 355 amino acids. The transcript has a single exon. NCBI's taxonomy places the organism in Eukaryota, Parabasalia, Trichomonadida, Trichomonadidae.
AUGUUUUCUUACCUUUUAUAUCUUACUAGGUCUUCAGAGAAUCUAACCAUCGACGGUAUGGAUGUUCAAUGUAUUAUACUUGAGGACGAAAUUCACAUAGGUAAUGAUGAAGUACACAAACCAGCAAUUGUUUCUGAUCUAUAUUUUGAAUUUACAAUUCCUGAAACAAUUAAUUACAAAGAGAAAGAAUGCCCUAUUACAGCAAUUGAAGCAUAUUCAUUUUAUAAAACAAAUAUCACAAAAAUCGUUAUUCCAAAAACAAUAAAAUUCAUAAAUUCCACAUGUUUCGAAAAUUGCAAGCAUCUACAAACAAUUAUAGUAGAUAAAGAAAAUCCUAACUUUACAGUGAUUGAUGAUGCUCUAUACUCCAAAAAUAAAACAAUUUUAUACAAAUUCCCUUAUGAAGGAGAUUCCUUUGAUAUUUUAUCAGAAACAAGAAUAUACUCUGAUUCCUGCUUUACGUGGUGUACAUUCACAGGAUUCACUGUUCCGAAAAAGAUUUUGUCACUUGGAACAAGUUUAUUCAGUUACAACGAAGAUUUGAAGAGAAUAGACCUUAGAAAUACUAAUCUCAAGUAUAUACCUAAUAGGAUGUUCAUUGGAUGCAAAAGAUUAGAAAUUGUUGAUCUUCCAAAGGAUAUUACAGCAAUUGGAUCACAAACAUUCCAAGGAACAGCAAUAAAAUCAUUUAAGUUCCCUAAAACACUCAAUUUCAUAGGAAAAGGAGCAUUUAAGAAUUCAAGAAUUGAAGAAGUCGAAUUACUUGAAACACAAGUUAUAAAUAUUACAGACAAAUCAUUCGCUAUGUGUAACAGUCUUAAACUUUUCAGAUUUCCUGAUAAACUUGAAAAUGUUGAAACAAAUUCAUUCAAUGGAACAAAAAACAUCGAAUUCAUUGUUUACAGAGGAAGUAACUACAUGAAUCAGUCAGUUUUCGAAUGUUUCCCUUAUGCUUAUAUAACAUAUAAGUACCCAGGAAAGUGGUUCUUAGGAUUGAUCACAGAUAAUCUCAAAGAAGAAAUUACUUAUGAAAAGAGAAAAGUUUCAUACGGCGGAAGAAGAUUUUGA